UAAAUACUAUAUUUUUUACUUUUGUGCAUAUCUUUGAUAUAUAAUAUUUUAAACAAAUUAUCUUAUAAAUCCUUGUAAUCUCUCAAUUCAAAGAAUAAACAAAAGAUGUUUAAGGUUCCGAUUGCCACUAAGGACGAUAUAAAUGAAGCCGCAAAACUGCAAAGGCGUUUACAAUUUGAGGAUGAACGGAAAAACAGAAUAUUCAACGCAAAACAGAGACUAUUUGGCUUGGAUUUGGGUGCACUGGAAAGACAAAUUUCCGAGAAAAAUAAGCAAAGGCAAGUUGAGGCUGAAUGUGAACGCCGCUAUGAAGACCAGACUCAGCACCAGCAGCUCGCAAUUUAUGCAAAGUCAUUAGAGAUGGAUAAACGAAAACGUGUGGCCGAAGCAGAUCUCAAUUAUUACCGCUGCCGUUUUCAGAGCAAAAAUCAGCGUCGUGAAUUCGAUUUAAACGAUCCCAACAGUAUCAAAAAAGCUUUACCCGCACGCGUUGCCGACGAUGAUGCACGCCUCGGAAUCUCUAGUGCCCAAAUUUUUUCAGGCGAAGAUCUUGGCCACAGUGAGCGAAAAUUGCGACAACGGGCUCAGCAACGUGCUUGGUUAGAUCAACAAGUUCAAGAGCGCAAACAAGCCGAAGAAGAUCGUAUCAAAGCCGAUUUGAUAAUGCAGGAAUCAAUAGCUUCGCGAGAUAAACGUCUCGAAGAUAUGGCAAAUGAUGAGAGGAAAAUACGUAAUCAAAUGACAGCAGCUAUAUAUGAUUUUAACACACAAUUAGCAAAAUCAAAGAGAUUCGACCGUAUACGUGAAAAAAAAGAAAACAACGAAGACGAUCUAGCUGAAAUCUAUAAUAUGCUUACUAGUGAUAUGUUGACUGAGAAUCCAGAUGCAGCACAGUCAAGGACAAAUCCAACCAAAAAAAUUGCUUUCAUGUAUCGUGGUAUGUCUGCUGAUGAGCUGGCUAAAUUUCACGAGGAACAGUUACAACAAAAAAUUACCAACAAGAAAAAACAAACUGAUCAGCAGCUUAUGGACAAGCAGUGGGAACAGUAUGCUCUAAAUAUGGAUCGAGAGUUGAUGUUAAAGCAGUUAGAGUUGGAAAGAAAUCAAAAACAGCUAUUGGAUGAUCACAUACGGUACAAUGCGCGACUUGCAGUGGAGCAAAGAAAGCAAAAUGAGAUGUCGAAUAAGGGUUUAAACAAAAAUUAUGUUUCUACAGAGUUUUACGAUCAGUUCAACAAAACUUCACGUUAAAAAUAAAAUUUUAUACUACAAAUAUA
This is a messenger RNA of Zeugodacus cucurbitae (melon fly), 1277 nucleotides long. RefSeq names its product RIB43A-like with coiled-coils protein 2. NCBI's taxonomy places the organism in Eukaryota, Metazoa, Arthropoda, Insecta, Diptera, Tephritidae. The coding region runs from base 106 to 1251 and encodes 381 amino acids. The record is from RefSeq and is a predicted model, not a curated record. The transcript has 2 exons.